AUGGCCGCUUUACUGAUGCCACGCAGGAACAAAGGGAUGAGGACUCGACUGGGAUGCCUGUCUCACAAGUCCGACUCGUGUAGUGAUUUCACAGCUAUUCUUCCCGACAAACCCAACCGUGCUCUGAAGAGACUAUCCACAGAAGAAGCUACGAGGUGGGCAGAUUCCUUUGAUGUGCUUCUCUCCCAUAAGUAUGGGGUGGCUGCGUUCCGCGCCUUCCUGAAGACGGAGUUCAGUGAAGAGAACCUGGAGUUCUGGUUGGCCUGUGAGGAGUUCAAGAAGACCAGGUCAACUGCAAAACUGGUCUCCAAGGCCCAUAGGAUCUUUGAGGAGUUUGUGGAUGUGCAGGCUCCGCGGGAGGUAAACAUAGACUUCCAGACCCGAGAAGCCACGAGGAAGAACAUGCAAGAACCCUCCCUGACUUGCUUUGACCAAGCCCAGGGAAAAGUACACAGUCUCAUGGAGAAAGACUCUUACCCCCGGUUCCUGAGGUCCAAAAUGUACUUAGAUUUGCUGUCCCAAAGCCAGAGGCGGCUCAGUUAGACCUCAGAUGGGGACUCCUGGAGAUCACUGGCUUUCCCCUCCCCU
Molecule: messenger RNA, 588 nt
Organism: Eubalaena glacialis (North Atlantic right whale)
Lineage: Eukaryota; Metazoa; Chordata; Mammalia; Artiodactyla; Balaenidae
Gene: RGS8
Product: regulator of G protein signaling 8
Exons: 5
Coding region: 1-543 (180 amino acids)
Source: RefSeq, a predicted model, not a curated record